Messenger RNA from Onychostoma macrolepis, 3308 nucleotides. RefSeq lists its product as uncharacterized. The transcript is spliced from 5 exons. NCBI's taxonomy places the organism in Eukaryota, Metazoa, Chordata, Actinopteri, Cypriniformes, Cyprinidae. The record is from RefSeq and is a predicted model, not a curated record. The coding region runs from base 597 to 1511 and encodes 304 amino acids.
UGAAUGAUUUAAUCACGCUGGUGUGAUUGUAUUAAAUAUAGAAAAUAUUAAUCGGCUAUUUUUUUCUCUUUUGGAAGCUGCAUUCAAAAUCCACUUGGUUCAAAAAUCUGAGGGGGCACGUGCCCCCUACCCUUGAAUGGGCAUGACGCCUCUGAAGUCAGUGACAGGCAUCAGCCGUGCUCCACGCACGGAAACCCUUAGCAUCAAUAUGCCGACGCAAUACUGGGAAAUUUAUCGUCAUCAUUAUUGUUCAAAACUGGGUAGGUUUAGGGUAGGGGUGGGAUCAGGUACUCCAGUGAAAGUAUACCUGAUCGGAGUCACUCUUUUUACGUGGUCCGAUGCAGCGCUGGUGUUGAACCAGUGAAUCCGUGCAUGGACCACGGCUGAUGCCUUCUGUGAGCACAUCACGCAAUUUUCGGCGAUUCCGUGAUGCCACCACAGAUUCGGGGUUAAUUAAGUCCGUGAACAUUACACGGAAUUAUGUGAGAUCAGGUUGCGCAGGGAGACUCACAGAUUAUUAGUUUCACUUUAGUUAAAUAACACCAUAGCUAUCUGAGCAGAAGAACUGAAGCUUUUAUGGAUAUGAAUCUGCAUUUAUGAGGGGGAAAGUGGUGAAAAUGAGGCUUCUCUUUACUUGGCUCGCCGUGACCUUGUUUUUUCUCGACAAUGGUGUUUCUGGUGUUGAUACAGACGAAGUGCCAGUGUCUUUGAAGGAAGGAGAUUCAGUCACUCUACACACUGAUGUUAAAACAAACCAACAAGAAAAGAUUAAAUGGUAUUUUAAUGACUUUCGAAUCGCUGAAAUCACUGGAGAUCAGAGUAAGAUCUGUACAGAUGUUCAGUGUAAAGAGAGAUUCAGAGACAGACUGAAGCUGGAUCAGACUGGAUCUCUGAUCAUCACAAACAUCACAAACACAGAUUCUGGAAAUUAUACGCAACAGAUCAUCAACAGCAAAGACAGAACAAAGAUCUUCAGUGUUUCUGUUUAUGGUGUUUCCGCUGCUGAACGAGAUGAGUCAGUGAAAGAAGAAGAAUCUUUUACUUUAGAUCCUGGUGAAACAAAAAACUCAAAUGAUGUGAUGACGUGGUAUUUUACUGACAUUCUCAUUGCUGAAAUCACUGGAGAUCAGAGUAAGAUCUGUACAGAUGUUCAGUGUAAAGAGAGAUUCAGAGACAGACUGAAGCUGGAUCAUCAGACUGGAUCUCUGACCAUCAUGAACAUCAGAACCACAGACUCUGGACUUUAUAAACUACAGAUCAUCUUCAGCAACAGCAGCUUCAGCAUCACCAGAGUGAAGAGAUUCAGUGUUUCUGUUAUUUAUUCAGGUCUGUCUUCAGCUGCUGUAGCAGGAAUAGUUGUUGUUGUUGUUCUGCUGGUGGCUGCUGCUGCUGUAGCUGCUGGUGUGGUUUACUGUCGCAGCAGGAGCCAUACAGCAGUACCACAGAAUAAGCAGAUAUUCACUGGCGAUGCAGUGACCAAACAAUCAAACACACAAAUAACUCCAAAAUAAACUAAAUGACAGUUAAUAUAAAAACAAUGCAGGUUGUUUCAGAGAGCAAGUGUCUCAUUAGAAAACACCAAUACAACAGUUCAAAGAAUUUUAGAUGAGGUAUUGGAAUCAUUAAUACUUCAAUUUUGUAUCACUGAAGUACAUUUAAGAAAUGAAAACUUCUGUAUGAGCAACAGCAGAAAACACAAUUCUGGCUCUCUAGUAUUUUUGUGUUUGUGUAACUGAAACUGCAUAUAAUCAGCCUCCAAUUCAGAUUCCUUUGCGCCAGCGUCGCCAGCGAUGGAAGUGGUGAAGAAGAGAUGGAGAGAAGAAGAUAUCCCAUAAAUGGAAGAAAUGAAAACCAUUUUAUUUUCUAACCCCAUUGGCAGAUAUCUUCCCUUGUUCUAAGCAUAAACUAUACAUUUUCAGCAAACACUUAAAUAUCUUAAGUAAACUUAAUAUCUUAAGCAAGUUUGCUUCUCAAAAUAAGAUAAUUAUAUAUAUAUAUAUAUAUAUAUUUUUUUUUUUUUUUUUUUGUGGUGUAUAAAGAGGAUUGUACUCCUCAUACACAGCCUCAUCUUCUUUAGAUGUUUUUACUGGUAUGUUGUUACUGAUUUUGGAAAAGACUGUUGUCAUUAUAUUGGCUAAAGUUUAUAAUUUAACUACUAACACUAACCCUUAGUCAUCCACCGUUAUCAGAAAACACUGGCUGGCCAACUAUGAAUAGCAUGGCUUUUUAUAUCUCCAUCAGUUACAUCAGAACUAAAGCAGCCUUCAUGAGUUCAGAAAUUAAUUCAUUUAAACUGGACGCAACAUGACACAGGCUGUGUUAAAUGUUGUUACUGUGGCAUUUAAAGUUCACACAAUUCACACAAAUGUGUGUAUACUUGAUAAAACAAUGUUAUGAAAUUUUAGUAAGUCUUCAUGCAUUUGAUAUAUUUUUAUCUUCAUUGUUGAAAUGCAAAAAAUGAGUCUUCUUACCUGAUGUUGUGAACAAACAUCUGUGAUAUUUUAUGAGGUGCUGAUUAUUUGUUUGAUUUUAUUAAGAGGUGCUGAUUAGUUAUUUGAUUCUUCUCUUGAUCCCUUGUUCCUAUGGUGCUCACUGUAAAUAUAUAAAUGACCUCAACAGAGAUUAAUAGUUUUUUUUUUUUAUUUAUUUAUUUUUUUUUUCAUUUAUGUCAGGUAAAUAUUUUUGGAAAAGUAAUUUACGUGUCAAAGCUAAUAUGCUAAACUCUUCACUAAAGACUGUACUGCAGAUUUUGCCAUAAAUCAAUAAGAAGUGGACACGUCUUCUUCUUUUUUUUAAUGUUUUUAAUUGCUUUAGUAUUCCACUGUUAAUAAAUAUUGUGUGCAUUGUACUCUGGACAAAAUAUUGACAUUUUCCUUUCUGUGUUCCUUACCGUUACUUCAGCAAACACUAAAAUUGGCUUAAAGUAAAACCAGUAAUGCAGUUUUCUUUUCUGAAACAAGGAAAUUAACUUGAUCAUUAUUUGUAUGUUUAUGUGAUAAAUAUUAUUAAAAACAUGAUUCACUUAUAAUGUCUGGAAUCAGUGUCUCUAAAAUAUUUUUGUGUGUUAUCAUGAACUAACUAAGCUAACAAUGAAUCAGUAGUUUUAUUUCGAUUUUGGGUAAUAGGGUAGUUCAUUGUAUUUUGCUUUUGCUUUUUUUUUUUAAACGAAGAGGUCAUUUAAUUUUGUACAAGUAACUUUAGUUACGUAAUCAGGUUACUCUUUUCAAGUAACUAAAGUAAUGCAUUACUUUUUAAUUUACAAGAAAAUAUCUGAGUUAAUUUUUCAAACAAGUAUAGUUACUUUCAUU